Messenger RNA from Symbiodinium necroappetens, 3632 nucleotides. Lineage: Eukaryota; Dinophyceae; Suessiales; Symbiodiniaceae. The record is from the annotation of a GenBank genome assembly.
GAAAGCAAAGAAACGAUGGAAGUGGUGUCGAACGCCGUCAACGAUGAGCUCAUCAGCUCUUUGGACUACAAGAUGCGGACGUCCAACGCCUCGUAUGUGGUCCCUCGCAACGAUGUCAUGUAUUAUCCCAGUUCCCUCAGCAGCUUCACCCCGACCACGUCUAGGGUGGCCCGAAUUCCCUUGACAAGUGGGACUGACUUCCUGGACCCCGAUUCGAUCAAGGUGGCCUUCAGGGUGCAGAAUAACGACGCUACGUUGGCCCUCCAGCCCGCGUUGGUGGAUCCUGGAUGCUUCGUGAAGCGCGUUCAACUUUUUGCCAACGGCCAGCGGGUCGAAGACGUUCAGGAAUACGGCAGGUGCAUGCAAUUGUACAGCUGCUUGAAGCCGAAAGAGUGGUGGGACAACCGUGGCGUGGAGGGCUUCAAGCAGGGGAACGACGCCUUCACGCGACCCGAAAGCAUCGCUGCCACUCGAUACUGGGACGUCCUCAUGGCUCCAUCCCUGCUCGGCCUCUUCAAGGCCGGCAAGAUGCUCCCGCCCGAGCUGAACCUUGUUCUCGAGAUCGAGUUUGCCCCUCCUGCAGAGGCGGUUCGACCGGGGGACGCAGGCUCCGAAGACUAUGAGAUCCAAAACGUUCGGGUCCUUGCCAGUCAAGUGACUUUGGAUUCCGCCCUGGUCGAAUCCUUCCGACGCGUGCUGCUGUCUGGCAGAUCCUUGGUGUUCAGCUUUCCGGCAAUGCACACGCAAGUAUCUUCGAUCCCGGAUGCUGCCACGAGCCACAACGUCACCGUGGCACGUGCUUUCACGAAGCUUCUGGGUGCCUUCGUCAUGUUUUACAACUCUGCCAGCGUGGAAGGUCCAGUGCGGGACCUGCGAAACCCUAGCCAAACGGUUGGCGUCGAGGGCGUCAUGGAGUCGCAGAUGCAACUUGGCUCGCUCCAGUAUCCCCACAACCCCAUGUCCUCGACGGCUGAGCACUUCCACUUCCUGUCGAUUCUGGCACACACCUACGACUCCAGCAUCAAGAACAUGCGCAUCACCACGGACACCUACCGCUUCAGAGAGUUCAUCGCGGCGUUCCCUACGGAAAGGGUGCCCGGCAUGCCACUGAGCGGCAUCUCCACUAGAUCCGGUGACUUGGCACGGUUCUCCUUCAAGAACCUGGCCGCUGACGCAGUUGAUCGCGUCUACCUCUACCUGUUGAGCUAUCAGGCGGAAACGGAUAUCAUGUCAUUAUUUGAAAGUUCCAUCACCGGCAACAUCCUGAACGACGGGCAAACCACCGAAACAAGUGGCAUCACCGCGGGGCAGCUGGCAACUGUGUUGACGGCUUAUACCCCGUUGACAGACACGGCCGCCAACACGGCCAGCAUUGGCACCAACUCCGCGGCUGUUGCGGCUCUACAGACUCAGGUGGCUGGCCUGCCCGCACCGCCCGACCUGGCUCCCUAUGCUCUGGCUGCAGACCUCGCGGCCGCCGAGGGUUCCGUAGCCGCCAACCAAUCCUCAAUCACCGCCCUGAACACCAGCCUGACAACGGGACUGGCAGGGAAGGCUCUGGACGCCCUGCAGCUAGACGUCAAUGGCAAGAGCACCCCUGCUUCAGUGGACUUAAAGCUGGCGAACCACCCCACAACAGCUGCCAUGAAUUCAGCCAUUGCAAGCGCCGACAACGCGGUGUUGGCUUCCGUGGCUGCCACCUACGGCUUGAAAACCGUCACGGACCAGCUCGCCGUGGACGUGGCCGCGCGGCAGACGGCCGCGGACGUGGACCAGAAGAUUGCCACGGCGUUGCUGCCAUACACAGACACCGCGGGCCUCAACGCUGCAGUGGCUUUGAGGACCACACCCGCCGAUGUGGAUCAAAAAAUAGCUACGGCCUUGUUGACCUAUGUCCAGCAAGUGGCCUUGGACGCUGCCUUGGACCACUUCUUGGUUGGCCUCCAGCUGAUUCAGAAGUUUGGAGGCCUCAACGUCCUGCUAGUGCCGAUGCAGAUGCGGAUAGUACGCUCGUGGGGUCCGUCGUUGCUCGCGCAAGAGCCACCCCCAACAACGGUUGAGGCAGACAUGUCAUUCGUGCUCACUACGCUGGACAGAUGGAGUUUGUCGUGGCGCCAAGCUAUGGGCAUGCUGAAUGGUCCUGGUGGUGUGUCACGGUUUCGUCACACAUCACACAAAGUUCUCGACUGCAUACGCUUGAGUGCUCAUCUAACUGGAGGGUCGAGUUCCUUGGUGGAUGUAGUGGCACAGUCGUUGGCCUCUGUCCUGCCAGAGUUUCUACGUGAGGCCUUCAUAAAAAAUGUCACGAAGCCUAGCAGUAACAGGAGACUGCUCCCCAGUGCUAGUCUCAUUCGGCGUUACGAACUUGCGUUUGAUGUUGCACUCAUGCUGCUGAGUCGGAAGCGGGCCUCUUCUGUGUCGUCGUGCAUUCGCGUUGGUUGGAGCGAUUCUUCGCCCCUGGCCGGGUAUGAUUGGAUUUGGUCACAGUAUCAUGAAGUGGACAAGAGCCAUCUGCUCGCGACGUUCCGGGCUAUAAGCAGUCUCCAGCAGGGUGUUGCUUCUUUCGUUGAAGAGCAGAGGCAACUGCAUCAAGACCUUCUUGACGGCGACGAGCCUGAAAAAAUACGGUGGCCAACGUCUCCUUUGCCUGAGUGGGUGCCAUGGCUGCAGACUCUGAGAAGCAAUAUUCAUGAACAUAUCAACCCCCCGGCAGCUAUGGGCAGUGGCCACCGCAGCCUGUCAGACAAGGCUGCAUGCGAGGUCUUUAAGUGGCAUCUGCAGCACCCAAUCACCUCGGACUUGUUCCAACACGGAGCCUCUUACGUCGCACAUUGCAGCGACAUGGGAGUGGAACUGAGUUUGCCAGAUUUUCAUGUCUCAGGGUCCGUAGAGGCCCUGUUGCCAGACUGGCUGCACCGCUUUAUUCCCCCUGACAUUGAUGUAGAUGACAGCAACCAAGCCGUUCCGUGUGCACCACUGGAUGUUGAAGACAACAUAGAUGGAGAUUUUCUUGAGGAUGACGACGUUGAACCUGGAGGUCCCGCUGAGGCUGUCGCUGCGCCUGCUCAUCAAAGGGCUGGACCACGUGCCGCCGAGAGCUUUCUCAUGCCUUGUGCCUUCACAAUCGGGGGCCUGCAGCAUGUCGUCAACAAUCUUUGUGCAGAUGUUCAUCAGGGCAUGGGGAAUUGGGCUCCGUUUUACAGUGAUUUGAAAGCUGUGGAAGCUCUGCUGCGUGUCGACGAGCGUCGGCAAAGGUUCAUUUGGACAUGCCUCCAGGGCACUCCUUUGGAAGGGCAAUCUCAUCGGUUCCAAAGGUUCAAAGGCAGUCUUUAUGAGAGUCACUGGCACGAAGUCCUUGGCUUCUUGAAACAGUUGACGGGGCUACUCCCUACGUUGGCCAGGGCGUGGGACAGUCAGAAGUACAUCCGGGGUGUCAACUUGGAUGGUCAAGCUCGGCCAGCCCAAGCACAAGCCGAGAAUGUGCAAAAUCAACGUCAAGGUCUUUCUGUCUUUGACCCAGCCAAAGUGACAGAAGCUGUUCAAAGCCCGCUAUUCCACAGUUACGCAGCGAUGGCCUUGAAACUCGAAGAGGCGAACUUGAAGGUGUCUUCGAAGAUAUCUGUUCGCUGCGG